Molecule: messenger RNA, 534 nt
Organism: Oncorhynchus kisutch (coho salmon)
Lineage: Eukaryota; Metazoa; Chordata; Actinopteri; Salmoniformes; Salmonidae
Product: gasdermin-E-like
Exons: 3
Coding region: 58-366 (102 amino acids)
Biological process (GO): programmed cell death
Cellular component (GO): cytoplasm
Source: RefSeq, a predicted model, not a curated record
GAUGAGGACGAGAUCAGAUCCUCACUUCUCAGUGCCGUCCACCUCAUUGUCAGUGCCAUGGACGGAAUGACAGAUGAAGGUCUCUCUGUGUUGGGAUCCUGUUGCAGUCCUCCAGUCUUACAGGCCCUGCAGAUCCUGGUGCAGCAUGUGGCAGCAGGGAGUGGGGAGACCCUCUCUCUGAGAGAUGCUGGUCUGGCUGUUCUGACUGAGGAGGAGCUGUAUCAGAGGACAGAGAGUCUCUUUGGUCACUCUGAAGUUACACUGAAGAGAGAGGAGGACACACUGAGGACAGAGAUGAAGGACCAGCCUGGAUACCUUCCUCUAGUCAUGAGUAUCACUGUGAAAGGCCUGGCCUCUUUAGUGUAAGGAGGGAGGGAGAGGGAGAGAGAGACCAUGCAACUUGUAAAUCCCGUUUGAACUGAUACACUCAGUAUUCCAUUCCAUGUCUUACUCUUGCACUAGUUGAGCCACAGAACCAGUGAUCAACAGUGUAUGUAUCCUUGUAAUGUUUUCAGUAAAGUUCAACAAACGAUA